Messenger RNA from Penicillium hordei, 1032 nucleotides. Its product is annotated as Mpv17/PMP22 family protein. The transcript has 2 exons. The coding region runs from base 1 to 1032 and encodes 343 amino acids. Lineage: Eukaryota; Fungi; Ascomycota; Eurotiomycetes; Eurotiales; Aspergillaceae. Gene Ontology annotation, cellular component: membrane; cytoplasm; mitochondrion. The record is from RefSeq and is a predicted model, not a curated record.
AUGAACCUCCUCCGAAAUGGCCUAUCCAGGGCCCCAACCUCCCCUUCAACCUCCACCUUCCGCCGACCGAUAACCCCCAGAUCCCAACCCCAGGUAUUGCGCCGACCACGCCCACAACGUCGAUACAACUCAGACUCCUCUACAGGGAAGACACUCGUCGAGAGAAAUACCACAUCUGCAAACCUAUCGCACUCGCACCAUUCAGCCGCCUCAACUUCACCUAAGCUCCCAGGCACAACCUCCGCCGCUACAGCCGCAGCUGCAGCCGGGGCAACGACUGCACCUGUUCGAAGUCGCGGAUUCCGCGAGGUGAUAAAAGCCGGCCCGGUCGGGAAGUUCGGAAGAUGGUAUGCGCGCGUGCAAGAGCGCAAGCCGUAUACGACACAGUUCUGGAGCUCGAUCGUUAUCUACCUGUGUGGUGAUCUGAGCGCGCAGAUGCUGUUUCCUUCUGAGGUUCCUGCACCUGCGAAAUCGGACGCCAAAGAUGGAGAUGCGGUUGCGCAGGGAGAUGGAGCGACUAUGAGCGCUGGGUAUGAUCCGCUUAGGACUCUGCGGCAUUUGUGUGUUGGCGCUGGGUCGAGUAUUCCUUCUUACAAAUGGUUCAUGUUCCUCGGAAACUAUUUCAACUACCCGAGCAGGUUCCUCUCGAUCCUGACAAAAGUUGUUGUGCAGCAGAUGUGCUUCACACCUGUCUUCAACACGUACUUCUUUAGCGUGCACUCUCUUCUCGCUGGUGCGACGCUCGACGAGACCUGGGAGCGAUUGAAGAAGGCUCUCCCCGUUAGUAUCCAGAACAGCGUUAAGCUCUGGCCGGCUGUUACCGCGUUCAGCUUUAUGUACGUGCCGGCGCAGUUCCGGAAUGUCUUUUCUGGGUGCAUUGCUGUUGGCUGGCAGACCUAUCUGAGCUGGUUGAACCAGAAGGCUGCGAAGGAGGUUGCGGCUGCUGAGGCGCUUGCUGCGGCAGAGGGGAUGGGCGCUGGUGCAUUGCAUGCUGUUUCCGGGGGGAAUAUGAUUUCUGCUGGGACUGCAUGA